Molecule: messenger RNA, 564 nt
Organism: Triticum turgidum subsp. durum (durum wheat)
Lineage: Eukaryota; Viridiplantae; Streptophyta; Magnoliopsida; Poales; Poaceae
Source: the annotation of a GenBank genome assembly
AUGUCGAGCGGCGGCGGGAAGCAGCAGCAGCAGCAGCAGCAGGCGAAGAAGCCGGCGGCGGCGGAGGACAUCGAGAUCAAGAAGGUCUUCUCGCGCUUCGACACGGACGGCGACGGCCGGAUCUCGCCGUCGGAGCUGGCCGCCGUGUCGCGCGCCAUCGCGCCGCCGGCCACCGAGUCCGCGCAGGGGCGGGAGGUGGCGUCCAUGAUGGACGAGCUCGACACCGACCGCGACGGCUACGUGGACCUCGGCGAGUUCGCCGCCUUCCACGGCCGCGGCCGCGGGGAGCGCGAGCUGGACGCCGAGCUGCGCGACGCCUUCGACAUCUACGACAUCAACGGCGACGGCCGCAUCUCCGUCGCCGAGCUCAGCAAGGUCCUCAGCCGCAUCGGCGAGGGGUGCAGCACCGAGGACUGCGAGAAGAUGAUCGCCUCCGUCGACGUCGACGGCGACGGCUGCGUCGGCUUCGACGAGUUCAAGAAGAUGAUGACCGGCGACGUCGCCGGCGCACCACCUCAACCCGAAGCGACCGCCGCCCCUGACAGCAACAAACCCAAGGAGUGA